CUCUUCUUCUUCCUCUUCGUUCCCUCUCAAUCUCUUUCUCCUCUACCCAGAAAGCAGCAGCCACCACCACAACUAAACCACCGCAACCCAGCCGCGAAACCCGCUCAAAAUGCGAGUGUGUCUGCGUCGUCCUCUCCACUCUACCCUCUUAUUCUCCUCUUCUUCUUCUUCUUCUUCUACUACUACUAGAACUAGUACUACCUCACCCAGCAGAAGAUUAGGCCGUGUUUGCUCCCAACGUUCUCUCUCACAUGUCAGUGCCAGUGCCACCACCCUUCGCUCUUUCAAGCUCCCCACUCCACCAGGGCACACCAAAAGCCAGAGUUGGAUGAUGGGCUCCAAGAACAUGUUCAAGACCAAUUCUUUUGCAAUCCCAUUUUCUAAUUCUUCACAUAGACACUUCUUUAACACCCACACACCCCUCUUCUCUGCCUGUUCUUCAAAACCCAUCUCUAAAAUUCAUUCUUUACCCCUCCAGACUAAUGGCUUCUCUUCCAUCUCUCAUGCCAAUGUUCCCGGACCAGAUAUUUUGGAGAGCCCAGCAGAAUAUAGGCUUGAAACAACACAGUUGAAAAUCCUGAAGCAGAAAUUGGAGGAGCUUGGAAUGGACACUGAAAUAUGUGUACCGGGACAAUACAACCACUUGCUUUGUCCAAUGUGCAAAGGUGGGGAUUCAGAGGAGAAGAGCCUCUCUCUUUUUGUUACAGAAGAUGGGGGUGCUGCUUUAUGGAUGUGUUUCCGCGGAAAAUGUGGCUGGAGAGGCAGUACAAGGGCCUUAGCAGAUAGCCGGUCGCUUUCUGGAUCUUUGAACCCAAUAACCAAAGUUAAGAUUAAAAGAGAAAUUAGCGUGGAGAACCUGCAAUUAGAACCACUUUGUGACCAGAUAGUUGGCUAUUUUGCCGAGCGUUUAAUAUCAAGGGAAACACUGCAGAGAAAUUCUGUCAUGCAGAAGAGUUGUGCUGGUGAUCAGCUUGUAAUUGCAUUUACUUAUUGGAAAGAUGGAAAGCUUGUUAGUUGCAAGUACCGGGACAGCAACAAGAAGUUUUGGCAGGAGGCAAAUACUGAAAAGAUUUUUUACGGGCUUGAUGAUAUUAAGGAUAAAAGUGAUAUUAUUAUUGUUGAAGGUGAAAUGGACAAGCUUGCAAUGGAAGAAGCUGGGUUCCGCAAUUGUGUGAGUGUGCCAGAUGGUGCCCCUCCAGUAGUUUCCACAAAAGAGUUGCCACCUGAAGAAAAGGAUAUUAAGUAUCAAUAUCUGUGGAACUGCAAAGAGUAUUUACAGAAGGCAUCACGCAUUGUACUUGCCACUGAUGGGGAUACAGCUGGUCAAGCUUUAGCUGAAGAGCUUGCACGCCGCCUUGGAAGGGAAAGAUGCUGGCGAGUCAAAUGGCCAAAGAAAAAUGAAGAGGAAUAUUGCAAAGAUGCGAAUGAGGUUCUCAUGUUUCUUGGCGCUGAUGUACUGAAGGAAGUAAUUGACAACGCAGAAUUAUUCCCCAUACGUGGAUUGUUCAACUUUAAAAACUACUUUGAUGAAAUUGAUGCGUAUUAUAAUCGUACUUAUGGAUAUGAGUUUGGUCUCCCAACUGGGUGGAGGGCUUUGAAUGAGUUCUAUAAUGUGGUGCCAGGAGAGUUGACUAUAGUAACUGGGGUUCCCAAUUCAGGCAAGAGUGAGUGGAUUGAUGCUCUCUUGUGCAAUCUUAACGAGACUGCUGGUUGGAAAUUUGCACUUUGCUCUAUGGAGAACAGGGUUCGGGAGCAUGCGAGGAAACUUUUGGAGAAACACAUAAAGAAGCCUUUCUUUGAUGCAAGUUAUGGUGGAUCUGCUGAGCGUAUGACUGUGGAGGAGUUGCAGCAAGGGAAGAAAUGGUUGAGUGAUACAUUUCAUCUCAUAAGGUGUGAGGAUGAUUCCCUUCCAAGUAUUAAAUGGGUUCUUGAUCUUGCAAAAGCAGCAGUUUUGAGGCACGGGGUGCGUGGACUUGUAAUUGAUCCUUACAACGAGCUUGAUCAUCAGCGUCCUGUAAGCCAGACUGAGACGGAGUAUGUGAGUCAGAUGCUUACCAAAGUCAAGCGUUUUGCUCAACAUCACUCUUGUCAUGUUUGGUUUGUGGCACAUCCUAGACAGUUGCACCAUUGGGUUGGCGGUCCUCCUAAUAUGUAUGAUAUUAGUGGAAGUGCGCACUUUAUAAACAAAUGUGACAAUGGGAUUGUUAUUCAUCGUAAUCGGGAUCCAGCAGUUGGGCCAGUUGAUCAAGUACAAGUUUGUGUUCGGAAGGUUCGGAAUAAGGUUGCUGGAACCAUAGGCGAUGCCUUCUUGUUGUACAAUAGGGUAACUGGUGAAUUCAUGGAUAUUGAUGAACCAUCUGGCAAGAGAUAGGUAAUUAUUUGAUUAUUGAGGAAGAAAAUGUUUGUACAGCCGUAUCCUCCAAUUUAUAGGCCCUCGACAUGAGGCGAGUUUUGUGAUGCCAAAGUUCUACUACCAUAAAAUGGCUGUGGGUGUUUUCACUUCGUGCAAACCUGUGGCAGUGAGAGAUGAAGAUCGGAAGUACUUCAGCAUCAAAGUUGAUCAGGUUAUGGUUGGCUUAAAUUCAGGACGGUGGGUUAGAAGUUUCUACUAUUAGAAACUUAUUUUUGGAGAUGAAUUGAUCAAUGAUCUAUAUUGGCUACCCCUGUAUAAUAAAUUAUUUUUUUGUGUAGGGUUAGAAGUGUCUACUAUUAGAAACUUAUUUUUGGAGAUGAAUUGAUCAAUGAUCUAUAUUGGCUACCCCUGUAUAAUAAAUUAUUUUUUGUGUAAACUUAUAUAAUAUCAGGUGAUAUUCAACAACCCAGUGAUUCCCACUAAUAUCAUAUGCACCACAAACACACGCUUUUAAUA
Quercus lobata is the source of this 2869-nucleotide messenger RNA. RefSeq names its product toprim domain-containing protein. Gene Ontology annotation, biological process: DNA replication. Gene Ontology annotation, molecular function: 5'-3' DNA helicase activity; single-stranded DNA binding; ATP binding. The transcript is spliced from 22 exons. The record is from RefSeq and is a predicted model, not a curated record. The coding region runs from base 110 to 2371 and encodes 753 amino acids. Lineage: Eukaryota; Viridiplantae; Streptophyta; Magnoliopsida; Fagales; Fagaceae.